Messenger RNA from Rana temporaria (common frog), 1278 nucleotides. RefSeq names its product ECRG4 augurin precursor (gene ECRG4). Gene Ontology annotation, biological process: anaphase-promoting complex-dependent catabolic process; central nervous system development; G1 to G0 transition. The coding region runs from base 209 to 664 and encodes 151 amino acids. The transcript is spliced from 5 exons. The record is from RefSeq and is a predicted model, not a curated record. NCBI's taxonomy places the organism in Eukaryota, Metazoa, Chordata, Amphibia, Anura, Ranidae.
UUUUUUUUUAUGAAAGUGCCUUUCAUAUGAGUGUUCCUCCUGUCCCUCUAGACACCGUUGCAAGUCUUUCAAACACUACCUACAGCUACAGGGUAUAUAAGGGACACCUUGUGCAGAAGACGAGCACAAGACAGCUUUGUAUACCGACAAGCUCUUGGAAAGGACGUAAUUUCAGAGAUACAGCGAAAAAGGGAUCUGCCCCAGCAAGAUGGGUUUACUUACCUUCCUACAACAGCGCUUUGGACUCUCCUGCUUGAUCCUUGUAUUGCUUGUUGUACUUACCUGCCCUGAUGUUUCCAGUGGGAAUAAACUUCGAAUGAUGCUACAGAAACGAGAAGCUGCAUCAAAGGAACCAGCCAAGACCAUUGUGGCUGUAGAGGGAAACAAAGCCAAUGAGUUUUUAAACACAUUAAAGCGUUCCAAACGCCAGCUUUGGGACCGGUCUCGACCUGAAGUGCAGCAAUGGUACCAGCAAUUCCUCUACAUGGGCUUUGAUGAAACUAAAUAUGAAGAUGACAUGUCUUACUGGAUGAACCAAGGACGUGCUGGUGACGAAUACUAUGGCGGCUUUCACCAACACCAUUAUGAUGAAGAUGCAGCUAUAGGCCCUCGCAAUCCAAAUACCUUCAGGCAUGGAGCUGGAGUGAAUUAUGAUGAUUAUUAGAAGUCAGCUAUGCUUGAAAGUUUAGAACAAAAAGGACAUUCAAUAUAUGGACAACUAGAAAAAGUGCAUUCUAGUAGACUGGCAAUUGAGGAGAAUAUAUAUAAUAAAAAAAAACUGAAAUACCCCUUUGCAUUCUCCUGCUGUGGUCCUGUCAACACCUUAAAAUGUACCAAGACUUAAAAUCAGUUUUCUAGUAUAUUUGGCAUUAUACCCCACUAUAUACACACACACUUUUAUUAAGCUAAUCUUUUUUUCAUUUCCAAUCUGUAGAUCCUGUCAGUAAUGAGGCAUACGUGAUAGGAAGCCCCAAGCCAGCUUGUUGACAAUGUUGCCGCUAAUUGAAAGGCAGAAGCUUAACAUUGUCAUCUUCAACAAGGCUGUUCUGUUACUGGCAGGAUCUCUAGAUAAACUUUGACAAAAAAAAUAGAUUAAAAAGGAUUGUAUACAGCAAGACAGAUUUGGGGUUCAUACACUCAAUGGUUAUAUUUAGCAGUGCUAAAUAAUGUUUAUACAUGCAAUUCUAUUUUAGAAAAAGGCAUUGAUGCAUAAAUACAAAUCAGUCAUUACAUAUUUCUUAUGUUACCUUAAUAAAGUUUUAAAAUUUGAAAUUAAAA